UGCCGCCGCCCCCCGCCGCCGGGGCUGAGGUCCCGCGGCCGCAGCCAUGGCUGCGUGCGGCUGUAACGCGCUCCUGGCCGCGGCCAGGGCCAGUUUCAGGGGCUGCCACCUCCUGGCGCACUCCAGCCCUGUGUACUCUCCAGCCGUUGCUCUUGUCCAUCUGGUGGAUUCCCAGUUAACCCGGACUUCAAGAGACCCCAGAACCCACCCCUGGCCACGCCACUCCUGUCUGGGCGCUGCCCUGCCUCGCUCACCUGCCCACACCUUGCACACCUCCACCAGCCCAUGGCAGCAGCUGCCAGGUGAAUCCCAGCCCCACCGAAGCCCCGGAAACCAGGGAGCUAAACCUGCUAAAACUCUGAGCAAGCAGAUCCUAGAGGCUCCUGCGGGAAAAAAGUCCUUGCGACAAAAAGUUGUGGAUGAGCUGAAGCAUUACUACAAUGGGUUGCACCUACUCUGGACUGACACCAAGGUGGCUGCCAGGAUGGUGUGGAGGCUGCUCCACGGGCAGGUGCUCACCAGGAGGGAGAGGCGAAGGCUGCUGAGAACCUGUGCAGAUCUCUUCCGGCUGGUUCCCUUCCUGGUGUUUGUCAUUGUCCCCUUCAUGGAGUUUCUGUUGCCUGUGUUCCUGAAGCUCUUCCCUGAGAUGCUGCCCUCGACGUUUGAGACGGAGUCGAAAAGGGAAGAAAAGCAGAAGAAGAAGUUGAAUGCAAAGCUGGAGUUAGCCAAGUUUCUGCGGGAGACCAUUGCAGAGAUGGCCAAAAGGAACAAAGCAGACUCAGGAAAAGGGAAACAGUUCUCCUCUUACCUGCACGAGAUCCGUCACAGCGGCCACCAGCCCAGCACGCAGGAGAUCGUGCGCUUCUCCAAGCUCUUCGAGGACGAGCUGACCCUGGAGCACCUGGAGAGGCCUCAGCUGGUGGCUCUGUGCAAGCUGCUGGAGCUGCAGCCCAUCGGCACCAACAACCUGCUGCGCUUCCAGCUGCUGCUGCGGCUGCGCAGCAUCAAGGCCGAUGACGAGAUGAUUGCCAAGGAAGGAGUCGAUGGCCUGAGCGUGUCGGAGCUGCAGAGCGCCUGCAGGGCCAGAGGGAUGCGCUCACUGGGGCUCACUGAGGAGCAGCUGAAGGAGCAGCUUGGGCAGUGGCUGGAUCUGCAUUUAAAGGAGAAUGUUCCUUCUUCUCUCCUCCUGCUUUCCCGUGCCUUGUACUUAAUAGACCUGAAGCCACAAUCCGUUCCCAUUCCACAGAACAAGACAGGGGAAGCUGCUGGAGUGAUGACAUCCAUGCUCGAAGGUCAGGAGACCCUCCUGGAUCCUGCCCCUGUUGUACAAGGAAGAAAGAAUGAAGAGUUUGUGUCCCAGCCAAGAGAGAAUUUGCCGUUCUCAGAAGCGUCAGUGAAGCCUCCCCCACGAGAGACCAAAAUGGAAGCAUCCCAGAGCAGCAAGGCCGGUGCCAACGGAGCCUAACCUGGAGCCAGCACUGGGAGGAAGCAGCUUCCAUCUCCACACCUCCUGCAAAGGGAGCAGGGCUUUCCCAGGAGGCUGCUCUAGACGAGGCAGCAGCCCUCAGGGGCCUCUCUCCCUGUCCCAAGCUCGUUAGCAACUUAGGCCACUGCUGUCUGGAUGCCUCAGACAUCUCUUUUGCACUGGAUCCUUGCCCUGCUACUUUUAACUUAUGGUGUAAAUAUGUUAAUAAUGGUGCUGCUGUCUGUGCUGUUCCUGAGCAGGUGUUUGUGCGUAGCAAAGGCAGCUUUUCCUGUCAGGAUGGCCCGUGCACAGAACCCGCUGGGCUGGGCGUCCAGCAAAGCCUGUUCUGCAGUGUGAAAUCCUCUGCAGCAGCAUCCCCACACAGCCAGGGCCAGCAGCUUGUCCUGAGUGUCACAGCUCAGGCUCUUGGUCCUGAUUUGGGUGUUUUAAGCAGUGACCAGCCCACAAUGACCCACGUGGCCGCAGUUCCACCGAGCAGGGUGACCGCAGGGGAGGAGGGAGCAGCGCUCGCUGCUGUGGUAGAACUGAUCAGAAGGACUUCAGAGCUUGGAGAGGAGCAGAGCAGUGGCAGGAACAGCCUCCACCUGUGUUUUCUUCCCCAGUGAGAGCUGUGCAGGUGCCACACACUGUGACAGACUCAGACUUGCACUUUCAGGAUCCCUCUGGGUCACAUGAGGGACCUGCACACCCUUCCCAAGUGUGGAGAUUUGGUAAAUCCUUACCAGCUCAGAAUACACACCAAGUGCUCUCCAUACUUAGCAGAGCAGCUCCUCACACACUCCAGCGAUGACUCAGUUUUUGUCAGACUCUCAGAGGAUACUGGAAAGCUGUUUUUAGCAUUUGUUAAAUUUUUUACUCUGUCCUAUGUAAAUGCUGAGAAAUUACUCACGUUAUUGAUUUUAAACAUGUAUAUUUAUACUUACUGUAAGAUUAGAUUUGGUGCUAAGUAGGAAGGAAACGUCUCUUCCAGAGGUUAUUCAGCCUUUAGAACAGCCCGACUGAAAGCCAGUUCUCCAAGGUCAGGUGUGAGCAGCACUUUAGUCCCGGGGUCUCGGGCUCCUACAGCAGCACAGGCACAGCUGGCAGGAGUUCUGUGUCCUCAGCUCUGUACCUGAACCUCUCCGUGUCCAUCCAGCCCGCCCGCAGUGCCGGAUCUGUGUCUAAUAAAUGGGAACAACUGUUAAUUUCAAUAAAAUAACACCCUUGCUGUGGAGUCA
This is a messenger RNA of Hirundo rustica (Barn swallow), 2703 nucleotides long. RefSeq names its product leucine zipper and EF-hand containing transmembrane protein 2 (gene LETM2). Gene Ontology annotation, biological process: intracellular monoatomic cation homeostasis. The record is from RefSeq and is a predicted model, not a curated record. Lineage: Eukaryota; Metazoa; Chordata; Aves; Passeriformes; Hirundinidae. Bases 47 to 1465 code for a protein of 472 amino acids. The transcript is spliced from 10 exons. Gene Ontology annotation, molecular function: ribosome binding. Gene Ontology annotation, cellular component: mitochondrial inner membrane.